Brugia malayi is the source of this 2403-nucleotide messenger RNA. RefSeq lists its product as uncharacterized. The record is from RefSeq and is a predicted model, not a curated record. Gene Ontology annotation, biological process: establishment of mitotic spindle orientation; regulation of establishment of bipolar cell polarity; signal transduction. The transcript is spliced from 16 exons. Lineage: Eukaryota; Metazoa; Nematoda; Chromadorea; Rhabditida; Onchocercidae. Gene Ontology annotation, molecular function: protein binding. Gene Ontology annotation, cellular component: spindle. The coding region runs from base 1 to 2403 and encodes 800 amino acids.
AUGAAUAUCUUGAAUUCCAACGGAGCGCUGUUAGCUAUUGAGACAAAUGAUGAAGAUAUGCUAAGAAUGAUACUGUCCAAAACAGACAUACCAUUUGGUGUCCGGAUCAACGAUGCUUAUCUGGAAGAGUGGACACUACUUGAGUUUGCCCUAAUGCUUGGUCAUCGGCACUGUGCUGAAGUAUUAUUGCAAAGUGGAGCUACCAUUAAUGUUGAAUUAUAUCCGUUAGAACGUCGUUUGCAACAAGUUCAAGAAAACGCCCAACUUAUUACUGAAGAAAUUCGAUUUUUAUGGAUUACCAACGUUCAAAAUGAAGACAAACACAUAAAAUAUUUAGAGAGACGUCUAUCACAAAUGGAAAAAAUGAAGGCUGUUUUGAAAAAUGCUUUUGUUCCUGGACCACCAAAUGACGUUGAGGCAGUUGUUUCAGCAUCAGAUCAGCUAACAGUAACUUGGAAAGAUGUUCACCAACAUAAUGUGGAUCUUAUUAUAAACUACAAAAUUGAAUGGAGCUUAUGCGACGAUUUCAACAGUAUUGAAGGAAGCUUGCUUGUGGACACUGUUCUGAGAAACUAUGCAGUGAUAUCUGAUUUAAAACGUGGGUUGAGAUAUUCUGUGCGCGUUAGUGCUGCAUCUAUUGGAGGCUUUGGUCAUCCAACUCUAGCAACACCUCAUUCGCUACUGAUUUCAAUGUUUCCCAAAUCAAGUGGAAUAAGCGACAAGAAGAAAAGAAGAAAUAUAAGAAGUCUUUUUGUUAGCGGUUUUCAAUCUCUUAAAGUUAUUCAGAGGGGUAUCUAUUUAGUAAGUAUCAUAUACUCACAAAUGAAAGUAUGUACUGUUGAAGAUUGCCUUCCAGUUAUUCUUGUCGAUCAAACCCAGUUUUGCAUCGAGAAAAAUGAAAUGUACUGGGCGAUAAAACUGUCAUUGGCCUGGGGUGAAAUACAGACUUUACAGGAAGCAAAUAAUUCAAGCUCGCCAAAUUUUCGUAGUAAAUUCAUUGAUGCUGCAAUAGAAAUGCAUACGGCUCUUAGAGUAAAAGAUAUCGGAAGAGUGUAUUAUCAGCCAAUUGUAGACGAAAUAAAUUCGAUUUCUUUUAUUGUUACAGUUCGUUUUGUAAACGGAUCACAAAACGCUCAGGGUCUGACAACAAAAUGGUUGCCUCUGAGUAAAAUAGUUCGCAAAAGAGGAGCUUGUCGGGCGAUGGAUGUGUUGUUGGCAGAAAUUUUUAAGAUUAUCAAUUUUUUCGAAUCUUCACAUGUACGCCUACGAAGAGGACUGUAUAUAUAUAAUCCACAUAUAACGAAAGAAGAAUGGGAUCUGUUACGAUCUGUUGAUAUUAAAGUCUCAAAUUCGCUAACUCCAGUGCAGUUUGUUUUUUACACCGCCCUUGUUAAAGCAGCAUCUCGCUUACUUAUUGAUCUCGAGAUUGACAUUAAUUUCAUGCCAAAUCAGCGCAUCUAUCGUUUACAAGUUUUUCAGCCACAGUUCGAUGUUUCCUUCAUAAUUCUAUUACCAAAAAUCGAAGACGUCUGUACUGUGCGAAGUUAUUCAUUAAUAUCGUCUGUACAGAAAGGUUGCUUCACACUUCCACUCCAAGUUUUUGAAGCGAUUCAUUUGUGUACAUACAAUCCAGACUUCAUUGGUACCUAUUGCCGGCUUUCAGUUUUUAUCGAACACUUUUCAACGUACAUACAAUACGAACAGAGGAACAGUUUGCUGGAGAAAGAUAUUAAUAUUUACGCUGAUGUACUUUCAAAAUUGGACGAGUUUCGACACAGAUUAGAAAGCACUUGGAAAUCAGUAAGGUGGAUUGGUGAUGUUGCUUCUAUCGCACGAGAUAAACGUACGAAAGGUGUUGUAUCAAUGAAACGUUUGUUUGCAGUUAGCAACGGAAUGAAUGACGAAGUUCGUCACAAUGAACAAGGAACAACAAGCGACAAACAAGAUUCAACGGACUCAAGUACAUUAUAUUUUGAUUUUUCUUACAUGUGGCCACAAAGCAUCAUCUCAUCAACCAAUUCGCUCACUGGACUUUGGCUCCGCAAUUGUUCCCAACCAAAAAAAACCCCAACCACAAGAGUAAUUAAAGUUCAUGCUGCUUACCAAUGCGGUUUCACUUGUUCAGUCCGUCUUCAGAUAGCACCAACAACUACUGCUAGCGAGAUUGUUGCCUUGGUUACUGAACGAUUAGCCAAAGCAGCUACAGAAUCUGGAAAAAGGUUCGAAUCCAAGGACCCAGAAGAUUUUUGCUUGACAGUAGUCGUCGGGUCCCGAGAACGCAGACUACGAGAUGAUUUUCCACUCAUGAAAUUGCAGAAUCCCUGGGGUGAUGGACGUCUGUUUGUAAGACGUCGCGACAGUGUCCUGGCAGCUUUGCAAAGAGGUAAUGAAACAGCUGUUUGA